Vidua chalybeata is the source of this 3792-nucleotide messenger RNA. It is a transcript of the gene KCNK12, whose product is annotated as potassium two pore domain channel subfamily K member 12. Gene Ontology annotation, molecular function: potassium ion leak channel activity. The record is from RefSeq and is a predicted model, not a curated record. Bases 13 to 1260 code for a protein of 415 amino acids. Gene Ontology annotation, cellular component: membrane. The transcript has 2 exons. Gene Ontology annotation, biological process: potassium ion transmembrane transport; stabilization of membrane potential. NCBI's taxonomy places the organism in Eukaryota, Metazoa, Chordata, Aves, Passeriformes, Viduidae.
GCCGCGCACCGGAUGAUGCCCCCGCGGGGGGCGGUGGGCUCCUGCCGCCGGCGGCGCCUGGCGCCCCUCAACGAGGACAACGGGCGGUUCCUGCUGCUGGCCGCCCUCAUCGCGGCGUACCUGAGCGCCGGCGCCACCGUCUUCUCGGCCCUCGAGAGCCCGUCGGAGGCGGCGGCGCAGCUGCGCUGGAACCGGACCCUCCACAACUUCAGCCGCAUCUUCAACAUCAGCCUGCCGGAGCUGCGCGCCUUCCUGCGGAGCUACGAGGCGGCCAUGGCCGCGGGCAUCCGGGUCGACGCCCUGCGGCCCCGCUGGGACUUCCCCGGCGCCUUCUACUUCGUGGGCACCGUCGUUUCCACCAUAGGUUUUGGAAUGACCACGCCAGCAACCGUGGCUGGAAAAAUGUUCCUCAUCGUUUAUGGCCUUUUCGGGUGUGCCGGGACUAUCCUCUUCUUCAACCUCUUCUUGGAGCGCAUCAUCUCCCUCCUGGCAUUUAUCAUGAAGGCGUGCUACGAGAGACAGCUGCGAAGAAGCGGUCUCCUACCUCCCAACUUCCGAAGGGGGCCAGCUGUGUCCGGGGUGGGCAGCCUCGUGGGCUGGAAGCCGUCCGUUUACCACGUGAUGCUGAUCCUGGGAAUUUUUGCUAUUGCCCUUUCCUGCUGCGCCUCCGCCAUGUACACGGCAGUGGAAGGAUGGAACUACGUUGACUCCUUGUAUUAUUGCUUUGUCACCUUCAGCACCAUCGGCUUUGGAGAUUUGGUAAGCAACCAAAACGCUGUGUACCAGCAUCAGGGAUUAUACAGAUUCGGGAACUUCAUGUUUAUAUUAAUGGGAGUAUGUUGCAUAUACUCCCUUUUUAAUGUCAUCUCAAUCGUAAUCAAACAAAUUUUGAACUGGGUGUUGAAAAAGUUCGAAUGCAGAUGUUGCCCAAAGUGCCAUAAAUCCAGUACCCGCCUCAGCCGUCGCAACGCCAUCACCCCAGGAGCCCGCCUGCGCCGCCACAACGUCGCCAUGGACGCUGACGGACAGUACGACAGUGACACCGAGGGCAGGAGGCUCUCUGGAGAGAUGAUCUCCAUGAGGGAGCUCACGGCGUCCAGUAAAGUCUCGCUGGCCAUUUUGCAGAAGCAGUUGUCCGAGACAGCCAACGGCUACCCGAGGAAUGUCUGUAUCAAUACGAGACAGAACGGUUUCUCCGCGGGGGUGGGGUCUCUGGCCAUCAUGAACAACCGCUUGGCAGAAACAAGUGAUUCUAGGUAGAGUUUUUGGAAUUCCAUUUGUUUCUUAAAUAAAAAAAAAAAAAAAAACGGCGGUUAGGGUGGAAUUGCCACUGUAAGCUACUGGAAAGUUUUACACUUCAGAGACAGCCUUGGUAGUCAUUGGGUGUUCAGUAUUUUACUUUCUGGGGGUUUUAUAAGUUUUCUCUAAUAUGCAGUGAGAUCUUUACCAUUAUGUUACAAUUUUCCCCUGAGGGGGUUUUAAAUGAGAUUUGGAUGUCUUUGAUGCAGAAUCUGGUGUAAUUACAGAGGGAUGGUGUGCAUGGCUUGGAUGGUGUCAAAACCAACAUAUUCUUCUUCAGAACAGCGCCUGAACCCCAACUGUAUGUUAAAGGCAUAAAGCAGGCAAGUUGCAACCCCAGAUUCACACAUGGGGUUGGUAAGUUUUGGCUAACCAGUAUCUCCCAGUUUGCUGAAGUCUGGAUCUGGUCCUGAGCCUUGUACUCAAUGCUCUUCAGUGAUUCCUCGUAGCAGGCCUCUGCAUGACUUACACGUAGGUGUCUGUUGUCACACCACCUUUAGGGUGACUGUGCUUCACUUCAAUAAUCCCACUGACUUCAGUGGCAGGGGAUGGAAUGGGCUGAACUCCCCUCCUACAAAUGAUGGGGUUUAGCCAGGCUUGUCUGAAAGACCACCUGCCACCUAACUCCUAAAAGUCAGGGGAUUAUCAAGGACCGUGUUAAAGUGUGCAGAACUGUUCCUACCUACUGAGCAACAGAAAACAGGCAAUUGGCAUCUUCAGAACUGACUGCGUUUAAUGCAAGAGAAGCUGGUGUGCACCUCUGAUGUCAAAUGUUUGCAUCACCACAAAAAUGCUUACUUCCUUACUUUCUCAUUGAAAUAAGCCACUAAAAUGAAUGUAGGCUCUCCGUUGUCCUAAAUUUGCAUCUUUUACUUCUGCAGUAUUGUUGCAGAGAUUCAUGCAGAUCAUUUCCUUGCAAUUCUUUGAGGGCCCCAGCCCUGUACUUGUUUCCCACAAAUCUGGCUGUGCAGGUUGUACAGAAGAGUACAGAAGAGCAUUGCUUUGGAGUUCCCCCAGAAGCUGGCUUCCCCCUAAAUGUUGAUACCAAGUCAUAAAUUGGCCUUUGGCUGUUGCUGCUACCAUCUUAAGCCAUAUUUAACGUGUGCUAGCCCAAACCACUGAAGAGCCAAAAGCAAACCUGGUCUGGACUGUGUAGUUUAGCAUGAUAAGUGGAUGCAGAGGAUUUGCUGCAAACCUCUUUCAAAAAUACAUGCACUGCUCUGGACCUGUUCUCUAAAUUCUCUCUACUACACUGUGAAGAUAAUAAAAAGGCUUCUGCUGAUUCCAAGCAAGAAACAAAACUUAAGGUUGUAUUCUGAGAAGCCUUCUCUUGGAAACUUACUGGAAAAUUGUAGGCAAGACCAUGAGUAGUAGGUUGGUCACCGAAUAAAUUGAACAAGCUGAUGAACAAAAACUAGGAAUAUUAGAAAUAUCUGAAAAUAUUUCCAUGAAGUUUUAUUUAGAUAUUUUACUCUAUAUACUUUGUUUUGCAUAGGUUUGGAGUAGCCAUCAUUUUUGCUUUCUUUUAAAUUUGUGGCAGUGCAAAAUGUUUUGGAAUUUAGCCUUGGAAAACCAACUUUACAGUUGAGGUUUUGCACACCUGAGCCUGCCAGCUGAAUUAAGGUGGUGAAUGUAUCUUUUUUCCCAACGAAAAGGAAUCAGAGCUGCAGAUAAACCAUCACACAUGGGUCUGUAUCACACUGUGAAUGUCACAGCUUUUAUCAAGGUGCAUUUGGCCAGAAACAAGCAGUGAUGAUUGUAAUGUGUUUCCAGCUGGCACAGACACACUUCAGAUUCUGUGGUAUGGUAGGGGCUGCAUUCAAGAGGCAGGAGCUUUCUUGGUGGUAGAGAGACUCCUCAAGGUCCGUAUCUCCAAGUGCCUUCCUGUCUGUGCACUCCUCCUCUUUAAGGAGGCAGGAGGAGGUGUUUGGUGCUCCUUUUGAAGGCCACUGAAGGAUAAAUUUAGGCAGGAUGUACAGAGACAGGUCACAGUCUGGAAAAGGAUCUGACUGCUGGAAGACCGAGUUCUGGCAGAUGCCUUCCAGAGAUGCAAGGGAAACAGCACAGGCAGGGGACCAAAAGAAUGAAAGUUUGUUAUUUUCCUUUGGGAUUACCCCCACAGGUAAAUCUCUUACUGUGAUGAUUUAUGUGUUUGUUUAUUAAAAGUGUGAAUGGGACCCUGUUUUUUUCUUUGCAGCCCAGCCUCUCUUAGGGUUUUAUCUUGGUGCAUUUGUCAUCAUGGGGACUGUUACUCAUUAGAACUAUUACAUAAAUCAGGGCAGACAGGCUCUGUCACAGAGAGCUUAGGAAUUUGAACUGAUAGGGCCCCGAGCCACAGCAGAAUUGCCUGUAUAUUAUUUUGCUCGUAAAAACAUGCUCAAAUGUAUCAACAUUCUGUGAGCUCAAGAACUCUUAUUUUUAUGGUAACAAGUUUGCAAAUUAAGGUUUGUUUUUUUUUUUUUCAGUGAGCUGUUUUAAAGGAUAAAUAUUAUA